AUGUUUCGCGCCUCUCUCACCAUGUGCGGCGGCGGCGUCCUGCGAGGUGCUGGUCGGGCUGGGCGAGGGAGAAAUGUGGUGGCAUCAGCCGAAGCAGCUGCUAGCACAACUCCUAGCAAGAUGCAGAGAAGGCGGCGGGCGGAAAGCAAAGAAGAACAGAAAGAAGACUCCAGCGACUUUACCUAUACCCCCGCACCGCAUGCCCAUGGUGGUGCUGGCAAACCGAGCAGCACGAGUACUUCUGCCGGCAGUGUAAGGGAAGGACGCGGCGAUGAGGUGCUUCAGUUGGCCCAUCGUAUGCAGCAGCGUGACCUCACAGGCGAGGUGCCGGUAGCGUCCUUCGCCUACGAGGUGCUGCGCGCACACCCGUCGGUGCGGCAGAUGGGGCUGCGUGAACGUAUGUCGUUCCUGUGUGAGCGCUGGGAGCGGCUGAGCCAGAAGGAGCGGAAGUCGUACCUCGACGACCCACUGAAGGGACUACUGUAG
Messenger RNA from Trypanosoma grayi, 486 nucleotides. RefSeq lists its product as hypothetical. The record is from RefSeq and is a predicted model, not a curated record. Lineage: Eukaryota; Euglenozoa; Kinetoplastea; Trypanosomatida; Trypanosomatidae. The transcript has a single exon. The coding region runs from base 1 to 486 and encodes 161 amino acids.